Molecule: messenger RNA, 660 nt
Organism: Cyphellophora europaea CBS 101466
Lineage: Eukaryota; Fungi; Ascomycota; Eurotiomycetes; Chaetothyriales; Cyphellophoraceae
Exons: 2
Coding region: 1-660 (219 amino acids)
Biological process (GO): cellular response to oxidative stress; cell redox homeostasis
Cellular component (GO): cytoplasm
Molecular function (GO): thioredoxin peroxidase activity
Source: RefSeq, a predicted model, not a curated record
AUGUCUCUCUCAGAAGAAUUAUCAAAGGUCUACGACAUAUUUCAUACAACCGCACCACCGGCACUGACUGUCCCAGUCAGAGAUGCCACAUCCUCUAUCAAAGCUGCCUUUGACCCAUCCAAGGCCAUCCAGCCAGGUCACCAAUUCCCAUCAUUUUCCUUGGAUGAUGCUAAUCAUCACACCGUCACAUCGGAAAGCCUGCUGUCUAAGGGCCCGCUACUCAUCACCUUCUACCGUGGCUCAUGGUGUCCAUUCUGCAACUUAACCUUACGCGCCUACCAGCAGCAUCUCCAAGCAUUUCGCAAGCGAGGCGUCCAGUUCGUUGCCAUCACCCCCGAGCUCCCUGAUACCUCGAUCUCUUCGGUGGAGAAGCAAGAGCUGGAGUAUCCCGUCCUAUCAGACGUCGGUUGCAAGCUUGCCCGCCAGCUAGGCAUCGUGUGGGCUCAACCAGACACUAUGCGUCCAAUCUUCGAUCACCUGGGCGUGGAUUGGGAUAAGGACUAUGGUAACGGUGCUAGCGAGCGUCUAGAAGUGCCAAUCCCGGCUACCAUUCUCGUUGGGAAGGACAGUGUGGUGAUGGAAACAUUCAUUGAAGCGAACUAUCACGAGCGCCUGGACCCGGAGAUUGCCCUAUCGUGGCUGGACAAGCACCAGCUUUGA